UCAGCUUUGAAUCUCUUUACGGUGGCCACUGUACAUUAUCAACUCAGUUGAUAUAAACCAAAAUAACCUUGUUCUACGUCAAUCAGUUCGCUUCAAGCGAUGGUUUCGGUGAAACAAUGCUAGAGUAACAUUCAAUAAGUUCGAUGUUCGCUGUCUUAGUAGUCUGUUCCAAGCUCUCAGAAAGAGGAGAGGAACAAAACUGAUGGCGGGUGUGUAUUCCCGCGACCCUUUCAGUGCUCUUUUCCAUUCAUGGAGGUUUUGGCGAAAGUUAUUCCUUUUCGUUCUUAGUUGACGGAUGCUCUGUGUCGUCUAACAAUCAUGACUACAAACUCACUUAACAAUAUAAUGACCACUUGAGUAUUUGGUCCUUUGUUUCAUAUGAUGCAGGUUUCGACUCACAUUGAAGAUGGGUGUCCAGUGACUAUAAUUUCUUGUCCAUAUGCAGAAAUAGGUUGUGAAACAAAAGUUCAACGUCGGGAAAGGGAAUGUCAUCUUCAAUCAGCCAUGAGAGUCCAUCUUGAAUACGCAAUAUUACCCUGGCCCUUCGAAAAGAAAGUGAAAUUCACUUUGAUUGAUCAGCAGGAAAAUCUAGACCAACGGGAAUACGUGGCUACUGUAUUCGUUACUCAAAAUCUUUCAAACUUUGUAAGGCCUCUGACAGAAGGAAUCGCUGGAAAGGGUUGGAGAACGUUCAAAUCACAUGAAAAACUCUACUCGAGACACUUCAACGUGGAUGACACUUUGUUUCUUCAGGUUGAGAUUAGUUCGUCAUCUAGUUGA
Stylophora pistillata is the source of this 780-nucleotide messenger RNA. RefSeq names its product TNF receptor-associated factor 4-like. Lineage: Eukaryota; Metazoa; Cnidaria; Anthozoa; Scleractinia; Pocilloporidae. The record is from RefSeq and is a predicted model, not a curated record.